AUGUCUCGCUACACCAGGCCCCCCAACACCUCCCUGUUCGUCAGGAACGUCGCCGACGCCACCAGGCCUGAAGACUUACGCCGAGAAUUUGGUCGAUACGGCCCCAUAGUAGAUGUUUACAUCCCACUUGACUUCUACACUCGCCGCCCCCGAGGAUUCGCUUACCUGAUCAUGUUUGAAGAUGUUCGAGAUGCUGAAGAUGCCCUUUAUAACCUCAAUAGGAAGUGGGUAUGUGGCCGGCAAAUUGAAAUACAGUUUGCACAAGGUGAUCGCAAAACACCAGGCCAAAUGAAGUCCAAAGAACGCCAUCUGUGCUCUCCAAGUAACCACAGGCGAUCCAGGAGCCCCAGCCAGAGGAGAUCUCGAAGUCGAAGUUCAUCCUGGGGAAGAGACCGGAGGCGGUCAGACAGCCUGAAGGAGUCUCGACACAGGCGGUCUUCUUACAGUCAGUCUAAAUCUCGCUCCAAAUCACUACCAAGGCAGUCUACCUCAUCAAGGCAGUCAAGAACACCAAGAAGGAGUUCUGGAUCUAGAGGAAGGUCAAGAUCCAAGUCCUUACCAAAAAGGUCCAAGUCAAUGGAAAAAUCACAGUCACGCUCACCUCAAAAGCAGACUGGCUCAGGGGCAAAAUCAAGAUCACACGGACGACACUGUGACUCCCUAGCAAGAUCGCCAUGCAAGUCCCCCAGAGGGUACGCCAGCUCCGGAACUAAGACACAGACAGCAAAGCAUUCUCAUUUCCGGUCACAUUCCCGAUCUCGGAAUUAUCAUCCUAAAAACAGUUGGUGAACAGCAACGUCUCGAAGAGCUCCAGGGCUCUGCUAUAAGUUAGUAGACCUGGUUGUGGUUAAAAUUCUUCAAGGCUUAUAGAAAUGUGAACUGGUGAUAGUCACUUUGGGCAUAUGGAAGGAAUAAAAUUGCCCUAACUCUGACGACUAAAUAUUUGACCUCAAUGUAAGGGCUUAUCCACAAAUCACUAUGUCUGCAGUGUUACCGUUAGGCUGUAUUUUGUUCACAUUGCGGCAAGGGGGUACUUCCCAAAGGAAAUAGGAAAAUGGAACCAAUACAAAAAUUCUCCUUAGAUAUUAAAUAUUAUCAAUAAUGUCCUUUACAAAAAUAUGUUUUACUCUAAAGCACUUUCCACAUAAAAAGUAAUUGUGACUAUAUGGAAUUGCAUAGGCCAAACUUAAACUCUCUGACAUCUGUGUCUUCUUUCUUGUGACUUUUGAUUAAGCUUGGGCCAAUUCUUGGUAGGUACUAGUUCAAAUUACAGUAUUCUCAAAUCUCAAAAGAUAAAAUUUACAUAGAGAUUCCAUAACUGUUUAAAAGAUAGUUAAAAGAUAUUUAAAAGAUAACUCAAAGAGCAUGUCAUUGUUUUUUGAAUACAACAGCAUAGGCCAGUUGACAUGAAAUGAUAUAAAUGUUUGCUUAAAAUAUGAAAACAAAGCCAGGUGUUGGUGGCACAUGCCUGUAAUCCCAGCACUUGGGAGAUGAGGUAGGAGGGUCAAAACCAGCAUGGACUAGGCAACAUGAGACCCUGUCUAAAAAUAAAUAAAUAAAUAAAUAAAUAAAUAAAUAAAUAAAUAAAUGCUCUUUUUAAAAAAGUGAAAUCAUUUUAGAAGUACUAGAUUUUGAAUGAUUUGAGACUACUCUAAAAAU
This is a messenger RNA of Peromyscus eremicus (cactus mouse), 1659 nucleotides long. It is a transcript of the gene Srsf12, whose product is annotated as serine and arginine rich splicing factor 12. Gene Ontology annotation, molecular function: RNA binding. NCBI's taxonomy places the organism in Eukaryota, Metazoa, Chordata, Mammalia, Rodentia, Cricetidae. The record is from RefSeq and is a predicted model, not a curated record. The transcript is spliced from 5 exons. Bases 1 to 789 code for a protein of 262 amino acids.